UUUGUAGCCGGGGAGAAAAAUGUUUUCUACUGCUGCUAGUAAUAAGCUGCUAUAGCCUCAAGGCUAUACUUAGCCAAGGGGGCCUUCAUACUUAUGUGUGUAUUCUCUCUCUCUCUCUCUCUCUCUCUCUGCUGAGUACUACUUGCUUCACAAGCCUCAACACAACCACAAAUCGAUAAAGUUAAUUAGAGAAUUACUACACAUCUUCUCACAUUAACAUACCCACCCUUCUUAGCCUCUUAAAUGGGGAAUGAAUGAUUCAAAGGAGUCAUGGCUUCACUUAAUUCAUAUCACUACACAACAACCAUCUCCACCUUCCUCUUCAUAAUUCUUCUACAUCAUAUGCUUCAUCCUGUUUCUACCUCCAAUCGCCUGCAUUCUGCAAAUCCUCCCCGGGAAUUAUUAUUUGAAGAGAAAAACAAGAUAGGUUCAAUGCCACCAAGUUGUCAUAGCAAAUGCAAUGAGUGUCAUCCAUGCAUGGCAAUUAAAGUACCAUCCUUGCCCACUACUCAUGAUUCUAUCCCUCCCAAAGUUUCUGCCAUGGAAAAAUGGCUACAAGGUAACAUGUACUCCAAUUACAAACCAUUGGGAUGGAAAUGUCAUUGUGGUGAGCACUUCUUCAACCCUUAAUUACAAGUCUACUACAAUACAACCUUUGUGAAGAAGAUCCAAGAUUUUGCUCCUCCGUAUUAAUGAUUAAUGAUAGUGUAUUUUUAGGUGGUCUAUGUAGUAAUGUGGUUAAUUAAUGUUUAGAUAUGAAUCGCUUGCGUCAUCAUUGAUUGUAUACAAGUUUGAUAGUACACUUAUACAAAGUUUGUUAUAGACCUG
Trifolium pratense (red clover) is the source of this 828-nucleotide messenger RNA. RefSeq names its product EPIDERMAL PATTERNING FACTOR-like protein 1. The coding region runs from base 271 to 630 and encodes 119 amino acids. The record is from RefSeq and is a predicted model, not a curated record. The transcript has 2 exons. Gene Ontology annotation, biological process: stomatal complex development; guard cell differentiation. Lineage: Eukaryota; Viridiplantae; Streptophyta; Magnoliopsida; Fabales; Fabaceae.